Molecule: messenger RNA, 888 nt
Organism: Capsicum annuum
Lineage: Eukaryota; Viridiplantae; Streptophyta; Magnoliopsida; Solanales; Solanaceae
Exons: 2
Coding region: 1-888 (295 amino acids)
Source: RefSeq, a predicted model, not a curated record
AUGGAGGUUUGGGAGAAGGUGGUGGAGUUGAGGUUGAGGAGGAUCGUGAUUAUUUCUAAAAAUCAGUAUGAUUUCAUGCUAGGUCGCUCCACUAUUGAGGCAAUUCACCUCGUGAAAAGAUUAGUGGAGCAGUAUAGGGAAAAGAAGAAUGAUUUGCACACGAAGUUCAUUGAUCUUGAGAAGGCGUAUGACAAGUUUUUCAGGAAGAUUUUGUUGAGGUGCUUGGAGGUUAAAGCAGUGUCUAUGGCAUAUACUAGGUCGAUCCAGGAUAUGUAUGAUGGCGCAAAGACUCGUGUGAGGACGAUAGCAGGAGAUUCAAAGAACUUUUCUUUUUUGAUAGGUAGCUCGACUACUGAGGCGAUUCACCUCGUGAAAAGAUUAGUGGAGCAGUAUAGGGAAAAGAAGAACGACUUGCACGUGAUGUUCAUUGAUCUUGAGAAGGCGUAUGACAAGUUUUUCAGGGAGAUUUUGUUGAGGUGCUUGGAGGUUAAAGGGGUAUCCGUGGCAUAUACUAGGUCAACCCAGGAUAUGUAUAAUGGCGCAAAGACUCGUGUGAGGACGAUAGCAGGAGAUUUAGAGCACUUUUCUUUUUUGACAGAUUUGCAUUUGGGAUCGACUCUUAGCCCAUUUUUAUUUGUCUUGGUGAUGAAUAUUUUAAUGCAACAUAUUCAAGGGGAGGUGAUUCGGUGUAUGUUAUUUACUGACGAUGUUGUACUGAUUAACGAGACUCGAGGUAGAGUUAAUGAUAAGUUGGAGGUUUGGAGACAAACCCUUGAGUCAAAGGGCUUUAGGUUGAGCAAGACCAAAACGGAGUACUUGAAAUGUAAGUUUACUAAUUUGCCACAUGAGGAUAGUGUGGUUGUGGAGUUGGAUUCUCAGGCCAUUUAG